Messenger RNA from Mytilus trossulus (common blue mussel), 7168 nucleotides. RefSeq names its product vesicular integral-membrane protein VIP36-like. Gene Ontology annotation, cellular component: COPII-coated ER to Golgi transport vesicle; endoplasmic reticulum membrane; endoplasmic reticulum-Golgi intermediate compartment. The coding region runs from base 34 to 1020 and encodes 328 amino acids. Lineage: Eukaryota; Metazoa; Mollusca; Bivalvia; Mytilida; Mytilidae. Gene Ontology annotation, molecular function: D-mannose binding. The record is from RefSeq and is a predicted model, not a curated record. The transcript is spliced from 9 exons. Gene Ontology annotation, biological process: endoplasmic reticulum to Golgi vesicle-mediated transport.
CCCAACCGGAAGUGGUUGUUCUUCGUGUGAAAAAUGGCAGCGUUCAGUUGGUCAGCAUUUAUCUUUGUAUAUUUAAUUAAUUUCGUGCAGGUUCUAGGAGAAUGGAACACAGAAGAUUACCUGAAGCGAGAACACACCCUUGUGAAACCGUAUCAAGGAUCUGGUGCUUCAAUGCCAUUAUGGGAUUUUGUUGGUAGUACAUUGGUAACUAAUAGUUACGUUAGACUUACAUCAGAUCACCAGAGUAGACAGGGAGGAAUAUGGAAUACACAGCCAUGUCACAUGAAAAAUUGGGAAAUACAUGUACAGUUCAAAGUUCAUGGUUCAGGCAAAAACUUAUUUGGGGAUGGAUUUGCAAUAUGGUAUACAAGAGACAGAAACCAGCUAGGCCCAGUAUUUGGAAAUAGGGAUUUUUACACUGGAUUGGCUAUUUACCUUGAUACAUAUGCAAAUCAAAAUGGACCACAUAAUCAUGAACAUCCCUACAUAUCAGCAAUGGUUAACAAUGGAACGUUACAUUAUGACCAUGACAGAGACGGAACACAUACAAUGGUCUCAGGAUGUGAAGCUAAAUUUAGAAAUAAAGAUUACGAUACAUUUAUUGCGAUCAGAUACCAAGAUAAUGAACUUAAGGUUUCAUUAGACGUUGAUGGUAAAAAUGCUUGGAAAGAAUGUUUUUCUGUUCAUGGUGUUAAGUUACCAUUGGGUUACUUCUUUGGUGCCACAGCAGCAACAGGUGAACUAGCAGAUAAUCAUGACAUUAUAUCAAUGAAGGUUUACCAGCUAGAUACAAAUGCACCAGCUAAAUAUGAACCAGCUGCAUAUUCAGGGUUACCUUCUGCAGAUAACAUGGAGGCUCCUAGAGAGCAUAUAUCAGAUGAAAAAAGAGGAGCUGGUUUAUCAGGAUGGAAACUAUUAGCAGUGAUCAUUUUAGCAAUCAUUGGAUUAGGUGUUUGUGCCAUAGUAGGAUUUAUCAUAUUUAAUAAAAAUCAAGAUUAUUCAAGAAAACGAUUUUACUGAUAUCAUUGUACUUCUCAAGCUGUCAAUAAUCAGACAUUGUAAAUUAUUUACAACUUUCCUCAGGGCUAUUCCAUUAAGUUUAUUUACUUCUAAAAAAUCGUAAUUUUAGAAAUUUAUUUUCCAAAUUUGGCAUAAACAUAUAUAUGUUGACAUAUUUUCUCAAAUUUGUCAUGUUUUACAUACAUAAAUACAUAUGAAACAUUUCUCACUUUUGGAAUAGUCCUGAUCAACUCACCAUCAUUUGUUUUAAGAUUCAUCUGAAUGUUUUUAUAGUUGGAUUCAGUGUUAUCAUUGUGGAUUUUAACUAUAUAUUACCACAAGAUUUUGUAAUUGUGAAAAAAUGCAAGUCAUAAUAUUUUGGUUUUCAUUAAAAUUUGGAAAACCAUAACAUUUUUUAAAUCCAGUUCAAAUUAAUAUAAGAAAAAUAACCAAACUUAAGGUGGGAAAUACGUUCAUUGAUUAAUUCUUCAAGUUGUGAAAUAGGUCAUGAUAAGGUUGAUAAAUAUAUAAUUGAAAUUGUACAUAAGGUAGAAAUUAUUAAAAAUACUUGGGUAGCAGAAUAUGGAUAAAAAAAAGGGGCAAUUUAUGGUAACUUCCCUUAAACUAUUCAAAAGAUCUAAUUUAGUGCAGGGGGGGGGGGGGGGUACUUUAGUUAAAUCAAAUGUUUGUUUAAUAUUGUGGCAAUGCACUAAUAAUGUUGUAUUUUAAAAUAUCAUUCAUAGAGCUUCUGAGUAACUUCUCAAUUCAAUAAAAUAGCUUUUAGCAGAUAUAUUAUAUACCUUACUUUCACAUAGGACUACAUGUUUUUUAACCUAAUUUGUUUUAUUUGUAUGAAGGAAAAAUAAAAAAAAUAAUGGUUAUUUUUUGCUGGAGUUGGGUGACAUUUCAAUUCUACAAAACCAGACUUGAUAUACUGUAAAUUUAAUUACUUUUUGUUGGUACCAAUUUUUGGGAUAAUUGAAAACUAACAUGUUCAUGGAUAUUUUGAUUUCAUUGUUUUGCCAAAGUCUGGAUACAAGCCUGUUGAAAGUUUGUUAUUCAUUGAGUUUAAUUUAGUUGUUCACCUGUAUUCACAAAAUCAACAACAAUUGGUAACCAAUAAAUAAAAAUGAAUCCACUGUGGUCAGUUACUGUGAAUUCAUUAAUAUUCGUUGGAUACCAAUUUUCGUGGCUUUCAUGGAUACAGGGGAACCACGAAUUUCAGUACUCAACAAAUUACAAAUUUUCUAAAGGAAUGUAUGUAUACUUUGCCAAAACCACGAAAUUAAAUAUCGACGAAUAUGCAAGUUUUCCUCAAACCACAAAAAAUUGGUACCCACGAAAAUAAAUGAAUCCACAGUAUGGUAUUACAAAUGUUUAUAUAGUUAAUAUAUUGUGACUUUCUUAUAUGGAUGCCUAUCUUGUAUAAAGUCUUAUGUUUUUUAAUUACUUUCAAUUGCCUUCAAAUUCUAAAUUGUAUGUUUUAUCUAGUGCUAUAAUAUCAGAAAAUUGUUCAAUACGAAUGUUUGGUGCUGGAUGAUUGUCAUCUAUGUUUACAAUAUUAAAAAAUGUUUGUUACUGUAUAAUUAUGUCCUAACUAUAUAAAUAAGUGUUAAUAGUUCUAAAAGUCAUUGUAACUUUAGUCUUGUAACGGUAGGUUUUUAUACGACUUCAAAAUUUUCGUCGUAUAUUGCUAUCACGUUGGCGUCGUCGUCGUCGUCGUCGUCCGAAUACUUUUAGUUUUCGCACUCUAACUUUAGUAAAAGUGAAUAGAAAUCUAUGAAAUUUUAACACAAGGUUUAUGACCAUAAAAGGAAGGCUGGUAUUGAUUUUGGGAGUUUUGGUCCCAACAUUUUAGGAAUUAGGGGCCAAAAAGGGCCCAAAUAAGCAUUUUCUUGGUUUUCGCACUAUAACUUUAGUUUAAGUUAAUAGAAAUCUAUGAAAUUUUGACACAAGGUUUAUGACCACAAAAGAAAGGUUGGGAUUGAUUUUGGGAGUUUUGGUUUCAACAGUUUAGGAAUUAGGGGCCAAAAAAGGGCCCAAAUAAGCAUUAUUCUUGGUUUUCGCACAAUAACUUUAGUUAAAGUGAAUAGAAAUCAAUGAAAUUUAAACACAAUGUUUAUGACCACAAAAGGAAGGUUGGUAUUGAUUUUGGGAGUUUCGGUCCCAACAGUUUAGGAAUUAGGGGCCAAAAAGAGACCCAAAUAAGCAUUUGUCUUGGUUUUCGCACCAUAGCGUUAGUAUAAGUAAAUAGAAAUCUAUGAAAUUUAAACAUAAGGGUUAUGACUAUAAAAGGAAGGUUGGUAUUGAUUUUGGGAGUUUUGGUCCCAACAGUUAAGGAAAAAGGGGCCCAAAAGGUCCAAAAUUAAACUUUGUUUGAUUUCAUCAAAAUUGAAUAAUUGGGGUUCUUUAAUAUGCCGAAUCUAACUGUGUAUGUAGAUUCUUAUUUUUUGGUCCCGUUUUCAAAUUGGUCUACAUUAAGGUCCAAAGGGUCCAAAAUUAAACUUAGUUUGAUUUUAACAAAAAUUGAAACCUUGGGGUUCUUUGAUAUGCUGAAUCUAAAAAUGUACUUAGAUUUUUGAUUAUUGGCCCAGUUUUCAAGUUGGCCCAAAUCGAGGUCCAAAAUUAAACAUUGUUUGAUUUCAUCAAAAAUUGAAUAAUUGGGGUUCUUUGAUAUGCCAAAUCUAACUGUGUAUGUAGAUUCUUAAUUUUUGGCCCAGUUUUAAAAUUGGUCUAAAUUAAAGUGCAAAGGGUCCAAAAUUAAACUAAGUUUGAUUUUAACAAAAAUUAAAUUCUUGGGCCUCUUUGAUAUGCUGAAUCUAAACAUGUACUUAGAUUUUUGAUUAUGGGCCCAGUUUUCAAGUUGGUCCAAAUCAGGAUCUAAAAUUAUUAUAUUAAGUAUUGUGCAAUAGCAAGUCUUUUCAAUUGCACAGUAUUGUGCAAUGGCAAGAAAUAUCUAAAUUCACAAUAUUGUGAAAUAGCAAAUUUUUUUUCAAUUAAGAGUUAUCUUUCUUUGUCCAGUAUAGUAAGCAAGAAAUAUCUGCAAGAAUUUUUUUUAAUUGGAGUUAUCUUUCUUUGUCCAGAAUCAACUUAAAUCUUUGUUAUAUACAAUAUACAAUGUAUAUUCAUUUUUUACUACCAACUGAUAAAUUUAAACAUCUUUACCAUUCAGUGAUAACAAGCAGUUUUUUUACAUCUUAAUAUUUUAUGAUGUAUUUAAAUGAGUAGUAAUUGUUGCAAACUCCAUUAGAAUAUUUUAAUUGAAAUUAGUUUUGGAAUAAGGGAAAGGGGGAUCUGAAUAAAAAAUUGGGUUCAAUUUUUCUCAUUUGAAAUUUCAUAAAUAAAAAGAAAAUUUCUUCAAACAUUUUUUUGAGAGGAUUAAUAUUCAACAGCAUAGUGAAUUGCUCUAAGAGAAAACAAAAAUUUUAAGUUCAUUUGAAUACAUUCAUUCUGUGUCAGAAACCUAUGCUGUGUCAACUAUUUAAUCACAAUCCAAAUUUAGAGCGGAAUCCAGCUUGAAUGUUGUGUCCAUACUUGCCCCAACCGUUCAGGGUUCAACCUCUGCGGUCGUAUAAAGCUUCGCCCUGCGGAGCAUCUGGUUUACAUUUGGUAAAAUUAAGAAUGGAAAUAACUGGUAGGAAAUAUAUACUGAUUUGAUAGAAGCUGCAGUUGGUUUAAUAUUUUUAUUUGGAGGUUUACAUAUUUUUUAUUUGGAAGAUUUGGAUUGGUUGGUUGGUCGUUCAAUAAAAAAUAAAAAAAAGUAUCUUAAAUGACAUAGAUAUAUAUAUAAUUUCAGUGUACUCAAGCUUAAUUACCAUAGUUGUGCCCAUACCUUUUGACUUUAUUACUUAAUUUUUAGUUAAACAAUGCAUGAAAAAAAGGUACACAUAGCUUUUAAUGUAUAUGCACAUGAACAUCAAACAGAAAAGCAUGAGUAAAAAAUUUGAAAUACGCUGCACUAAAACAACCCUUCCACCUGUGAAGCGGAAUUGUGUUGUGUAUAAACAGGAGUAAUGUAGUGAAGGGGUAUUAAGUUUUAUCCUUAUCUGUUGGUACAUGCUUCAGUACGCCCCAAGAUAAGUUUCUGUUUAUAUUUUAGAGAUAAUGAAUUAAAUGUUGGCAAUAAUAACAAAAUCAUCAAAUUUAAAGAAAAAAUCUUUUCUUAAAGUUAGGUAGUUGGGUCAGAUGAUCUGUAAACCAUGAAAUUAUAAAAGCCUUGCCUAAAUUAGAAAUAGAAUUCAAAGGUAAUGGGGACAACCAUUAACUUAAAACCUUGUUUUUAUAAUCUUAUGUUGUUCAUUGUGGUUUUAUAUUUAAUGGUUGGAUUACAUGAUUUUAAUAUUGGUGUUUUUGACUCCCUUACCUCCAGUUAUGUGUUGUUAGGUUAUUUGUAUCACUGGGUUGCUGUCGUAUUGAAAUAUAUGACGCAUGUUGUUUGAUUUAUAGUUUUGUUGUGAAGAAGCCUAAUUUGCAAUCUUUGUACUAUUUUUAAAAUGCAAGUUAUAAAUUUUUCAUUAGUGUAUGGCUACUCACCUAAUUUGAAAAAUUUUAAAAGAUAUAACUUGCACUUUUUUCAUUGCUCAAAAUCUUCUAUUUCCUUAUUUAUUUUAAAGUGAAUUUCUAUUCGGAAGACAACUUAUAACCUUGCUGAUAUAUUUGAACUUAGCUUCUUAAAUAAAGGAAGACAAUUUUGAGACUACCAGAGUUGAGAUUGUAGAUAAGUAUAAACCUUACAAUUUAAAUUGUUAUACUGUGUUGCUGCUGUAUUAUAUAUUUUGCAAGUUAGAAACAGUCUUCACAAAGGUGAAGGAUAUCAGCAAUAUUCCAGAACUGGACAAAUGGACAAGUGUCCUGCCAUUGCAUGCAAUUUAAAUCUUCUGCCAAAUAUUUUUUUGCUUCUCAACAGAAAUAAUUUUAUGUUACAUAUGAACAGUUAUUUUUUUAUUACAUCUUAAGGACAACUGGUGCAAAAUUGAGGUCAAUCUCGGUAAAAAAAAAAGAAGACCCUGAACUCAAAAUUGAUGUAUACUAAAUACUUGUAUAAUUUGCCAUAUUUGUUUGUUUUCAUUGUUUUAAUCAUUGUAUUAUUAAGGAACUUGACUAAGUACGGUAUCUUUAAAAGAUUGCAUUGUGAAUACCAUAUACAAAUCUAAAGUUAGACAUGCAUAGUGACUGACAUAUGAGAGGUAUUAAUUUCUUGAGACUUAAGUGUAUAAUUGUUUAUUUUGUAUCAUUGAUAGCUGCUCAUUUUAUUGAAGAUGAUUUGAUUUUUUUAUUUAUCUGCUUGCAUGUGUCUGAUUUGUUUGCCAUUUGAAUGACUGUACACAUAUAUACACACACAAACACGCACACAUAUAUACAUAUUUUAAUAAAUUUUAAUUUGAUAAUGUUUAUUACUAACACAUUAUAUGACUGUAUCAUUAACCUUAUAAUAUAAAACAAUAUUAAAGGCUUGUAGAUGAAGGAAUAUCAGAUAGACAGAUGCACAACAUAUUCUAUGUUGAUGUUUUGGUGAAAUUAUUUUAUUGCAGUUAACUCUAAUCUCUAUUCAUUGACAUUAUUCUACAAGCUCUCACAGAAACACUAUUAUAACACAAAUAUGCCAAUUGAAUGAUUUAGACUCCUUGGAACAUUAUCCAUGUUUUUGUAUAUAAAAUUAGUUGACCUACAAAAAGAUUUUUUAAAAACCUCAUUUCGGAAAGGUUAUAAAACUGAAGUGUAGGAUUGUCAGUAAACACUUCAAUCAAAUCACAGCUUUUGAUUUUAAAUGUGAAUAGAAAGGAUGUGAUGGUAUGCAAUUUCUUGAGAGUACACUUUGCAGCUAUUUUAAUAAACAAUAUUGGACAUAUUAUGAAUGGACAUAGAUUUGUGUAAUUACAAGUGUAAACUAGAUUUUGCAUAGCAAUCAAUGCAUGAGAAAUUGAGAUGCAAGGCUGAGUGACAAAGAGAACAUAAGUGGAAUAUGUCUUGCUGCUUAAUAGAUUUGUUAAUGUUAAUGUAGAAAAUACAGUGAUGUGUUUUUGUAGUAUUACUUAAAUUUAGACAGAAUGGUAUAUGUUUAAGGGUUUGGGUAAUAUUGUUUUGAAAGUUAUAUAUAUGAUUGAUUUAUAAAGUGAUAUAAUGAAUUCCAUGCAGUUUAAUCAGUUAUUAAAUGAUUUGUAUAAGUAUU